AUGCUAUACGGGGUGGUACAAUCGGUGCUAUUAUACGUCGCACCAGUUUGGAAGAGGGCCAUAGAGGUGGAUAAGUACCGAAAGAUGGUAAAUGCUCUACAGAGGAAAAUGUUACUCAGAUACAUCACCGCAUAUAGAACAGUGUCGGCGGAAGCUGCCUGUGUCUUGGCAGGGAUCCCUCCUAUGGAUCUUUUGGUCAGGGAGAGGGCUUGCCUGGACGAGAUUCUGGAGGUCCGAGGUAUCCAUAAAGGCGUCGAGAGACACAGAACGAUACGGGAGUGGCAGGACAGGUGGGAAAAUAAUAACCGUAAUGCUCAAUGGAUAAAAAGACUGAUUCCGGACGUUGAGACCUGGUCGGCCUGCAAACGCAGCCAGCUAAACUACUACGUUACUCAGUUCUUCACGGGGCAUGGCUCGUUCAGGAAUUUUACCAGCUGGAUAGGUAAGAAUGCGGACGACGUAGGCAUAUAUUGUGGUAUGGUGGAUGACGCGGAACAUACCUUGUUUGUAUGCGACGGUGGCUUGGGGAAAGAACUGCCUACGAACUGGCUACGGGAAUCGCAGCCUCCCCCGACACAACUGUAA
This is a messenger RNA of Leptinotarsa decemlineata (Colorado potato beetle), 585 nucleotides long. RefSeq lists its product as uncharacterized. The record is from RefSeq and is a predicted model, not a curated record. NCBI's taxonomy places the organism in Eukaryota, Metazoa, Arthropoda, Insecta, Coleoptera, Chrysomelidae.